This is a messenger RNA of Coffea eugenioides, 1581 nucleotides long. Its product is annotated as viridiflorene synthase-like. The coding region runs from base 1 to 1581 and encodes 526 amino acids. Lineage: Eukaryota; Viridiplantae; Streptophyta; Magnoliopsida; Gentianales; Rubiaceae. The record is from RefSeq and is a predicted model, not a curated record. Gene Ontology annotation, biological process: diterpenoid biosynthetic process. Gene Ontology annotation, molecular function: magnesium ion binding; terpene synthase activity. The transcript is spliced from 7 exons.
AUGGCCUCAACUGAAACUGCCGUUCCCUUGAACAAUCAGCAUGAGAUUGUCCGCCAAUUAGCAGACUUCCCAGAAAACAUUUGGGCUAAUUGCAUCGCUUCUUUCACUCUCGAUAAGCAGGGAUAUGAAAUGUGUGCCAAAGAAAUUGAAAUGUUAAAGGAAGAAGUGAGCAGGCUUUUGGCAAUUGAAAAACCCAUGAUGGAGAAAUUCAAUCUUAUAGAUAAUAUAGAACGACUUGGCAUCUCGUAUCACUUUGGCGACAAGAUUGAAGACCAACUACAAGAAUAUUAUGAUGCUUACACCAACUUUGAGAAGCAUGCAGAGUGUGAUUUAUCGAUUGCAGCACUUCAAUUCAGACUGUUCAGGCAACAUGGUUUCAAUAUAUCUUGUGGCAUCUUUGAUGGGUUCCUUGAUGCUAAUGGUAAGUUUAAGGAAUCUUUAUGCAAUGACAUAAAGGGUCUCCUAAGUCUUUAUGAAGCUGCUCAUGUCAGAACACAUGGUGAUAAAAUUUUAGAAGAAGCCCUUUUUUUCACAACUACUCAUCUGACACGGGAAAUUCCCAAUGUGGGUUCUACUCUUGCAAAAAAAGUGAAACAUGCCCUUGAGCAGCCAUUGCAUAAGGGCAUCCCAAGAUAUGAGGCUUAUUGUUAUAUCUCCAUGUAUGAAGAAGAUGAGUCUAGUAACAGGUUGCUGCUAAGGCUUGCCAAAUUGGAUUACCACUUGUUGCACAUGUUGUAUAAAGAAGACCUUUCUGAGAUAAUCAGGUGGGGGAAGGAAUUGGACAUCAUAUCGAAGGUUAAAUACGCAAGGGACAGAAUUGUGGAGUGCUACUUUUGGGCUGUUGGAGCCUAUUAUGAACCUCAAUAUUCUCUUGCUCGAAUGACUUUGACAAAAGCAAUAGUCUUUGCUGGACUGAUUGAUGAUACCUAUGAUGCGUAUGGCACCCUAGAUGAACUCAAAAUUUUUACGGAAGCUGUAGAAAGGUGGGACAGCAGUGGAAUCGAUCAACUCUCAGACUACAUGAAGGCAGCCUACACUUUGCUUCUGAAUUUUAAUAAAGAGCUUGAGGAAGAUUUAGCUAAAAAGAAGAGAACCUUUGCAUUCGACAAGUAUAUAGAAGAAGUACGCAAUGGAAUGGUCACAAGCGGAUACUAUUUAGUGUCAGCAGCAGCUUUCUUGGGCGUGGAUAGUGCCUCAGAGGAUGUUAUCAACUGGAUGUCAACUAAUCCCAAAUUCUUUGUUGCGUUGACAACACAUGCCAGGUUGACUAAUGAUGUUAGCAGUCACAAGUUCGAGAAAGAAAGGGGCAGUGGUACAGCAAUUGAAUGCUACAUGAAAGAUUAUAAUGUGUCGGAGGAAGAGGCAAUGGAGAAGUUCGAAGAGAUGUGUGAGGACACUUGGAAGGUUAUGAAUGAGGAAUGCUUAAGGUCCACUACAAUUCCAAGAGAAAUUCUCAAAGUGAUUCUCAAUCUAGCACGAACCUGCGAAAUUGUUUACAAGCACCGUGGAGAUGGAUUCACUGAUCAACGUAGAAUUGAAGCCCAUAUAAAGGCAAUGCUUAUGGACUCCAUGUCUAUUUGA